AUGGUCAUUACCUCUCUUCGUGUGCGACGGAACAGAUUGCCCAUUGUCUCAAGUCUGCCUCCCGAGCUGUUAGCACGAAUAUUCUGUUUCUCAGCAGCAAUCGAUACACCUUCGUCUCGAGCCUUGGGAUGGAUAAGGGUAACUCAUGUCUGCAAUCAGUGGAGGCAGGUUGCUUUGGACCAUCCGGCACUUUGGGCGAAUGUCAGCCUCGAGAUUGGCUCUCGAUGGUCUGAGGAGAUGAUUCAACGUGCAAAGCUAGCACCGUUAAUCAUCCAAUCGAACGAGGUUGUCAGUGAGACGGUUGUGGGAAUUCUGCACUCCCAUCUAGCUCGCACAGCGGAACUCCAUUUGUUCGGCUGCAAAAGAGAUCUCGUUCACAUUGCGGGAACACUUACAACCUCGGCACCAUUAAUGGAAAAGGUGGUGAUUUUUUCUCUGGAUGAGCGAUGUGUGCACCUCCCUGUUGAUCUAUUCGGUCAUCAUGCCCCACUCCUUCGCUCAGCGUUCUUCCAUGGAUGCAGCAUUCCUUGGUCCUCUCCGCUGCUGCGCAAUCUGUCCUAUUUGGACAUCACACUUCCACCAUUGCAGCAGUCCAACAUGGACGUGGCCCCUUAUCUUCCCUCGCAUGAAGAGUUCUUCGAUCUACUGGCAAAUAUGCAUCAACUGGAAUCUUUAUCCAUCGAGGAAUACUUCCCUCGGUACCUCCCGGAGGCGACUGCGUCCAGUCGAAUGAGACAUCCCGUCAUCAAACUACCUCACCUAUCGGCCCUCAAGCUGGUCGGUCAAUGGUCUGAUUGUGCCCUUGUUCUCGGAAGCAUUGAAGUUCCCGCAACAUCGAGAAUCAUUCUUGACUGCCGUGAUUUGGAUAGCGAUCGUUUCAACAGCAUGCUUCUCCCGAUCCUUGCGCGACACAGCGGCAAGACAGGAGAUACGUUGCCCAUGCGCACCCUUCUUAUGAAUAUCCAUGAUUAUGGAAGCGACUCAGUCAUCAACAUUGUAGGGUGGACCACAUCCGAUGUUGUUGAUUUAGCAAAACUGUGGUGGAAUGAUACAGCAUCUGACAUUGGCCUCUUGUUCCAAAUUCAUCUGCGCUACUCCUCGCCAUACAAUCUGGAAGGCCAAGAGAGCCUCGAUGUGAUCCUGCAAGCUCUUCACAUCCAGGAAAUGUCAAUAUUGUUUUUCCGACUUCAGACGCAGGUCCCGGAAGGCUACCUCUCGAUUUUUGAUCAGCUGGAAUCAGCUCAGCGCUUGGAGCACGUAGCUUGCGAAGCUGACGCUUGCUCCGUUUUCUCCACCGCGCUCGUACACACGUCAGAGAGCAGGCCUGUCAACACUCGUAGUCAGGCGGUUCUUUUCCCCCGACUUCGAUAUGUCAAGCUGUCGGCUAACCUUUUAGACAUUGGAAGGGAACCUCGCAAUCACUUCGAUUCGAUUGGCCAGGUGAUUCCCGUGGAUGAGCUGGUGGAGAUUCCCAAACGGCGUGAAGCGCUGGGAGUUCCUUUGGAGUGCCUGGAAAUCAAAAUGUAUCCAGACGCAAUACAUCUGGAAUACCUAGAUCAAAUCAGAGCAGCUGCUAAGAACACCGUGAUUAAAGUGGUGGACUGGUACUGA
Messenger RNA from Heterobasidion irregulare TC 32-1, 1611 nucleotides. RefSeq lists its product as uncharacterized. The coding region runs from base 1 to 1611 and encodes 536 amino acids. The record is from RefSeq and is a predicted model, not a curated record. NCBI's taxonomy places the organism in Eukaryota, Fungi, Basidiomycota, Agaricomycetes, Russulales, Bondarzewiaceae. The transcript has a single exon. Gene Ontology annotation, molecular function: protein binding.